UUAUUUUUUUCAUAAUUGGUUGCCUGGUAUGUAUUGAUGAAAUGAAAACAAUGAAAUUGGAAAUUAAGCUGAAUGCAAUAGAAAAAAUAAGUGCAUUAAAGUUACUCUGUUUAAUAUUUGCUUUUAAAAACCAGUGCUGAGAUGUUUUAAGUCCAAACAAAGACGCAUACUCUGUAGAAUAACAUUUUUUAAUUAUGGGCUGGAGGAACUAGAAUACUCAUUAUCUGAUCAUUUUGGAUUGGAAACAAUUUAGGUAUCCCAGGAGUCCAAGAUAUUGGGUCUCUCCCUCUGUCCUGAUAGUAUAUUUUGUGAUUAAUUGGUUUAUUGAAAAGUAAACUGCAGUAGAAAGAAGUAGACUGGGAAGGACUGGAACUUAGAAUACAGGUAUGAUCGUUAGACUGGAGACAAGGGACUGCAAAUCCACUUUAGUGCUAAGGGGAAAAAAAUCCCAGUCUGCCAGUGGAACACACAGGAGCACAGGGACAGGUAGCUGUGGAGGAAUGUAUGAGCACCUGGUAGCUGGGAGGUGCAGCAGGAGGAAACAGGGAAUCUAAUUUAACUAUUGGGAGGGUAAGGAGCAUUAGCAGACUGUGAUUUUAUUGUACAGGAGGCUCAUUAUCCACAUUAUGACAGGAAAAUAUUCACUCAUGACGUGAUCCCUUAUCCAGGGAAGAGUAGUAGAAAUUUAGCAUAUAAUCUACAAAAAAGCCCAGGAUGAAUGAUUCAAGUUAAAAUUAUUCAUAGCACUGUAGCUGACAAUAUCACAGUAAUCCUAGUGAUUAAUAAUAAAAAUGUAGGUGUGGUCCCUGGAGCGGGCCGCGUCGCGCCAUGAAGUUUUGGGCUAAGCUCGUGGAUGCGGCCUGUCUGAACAACUUCACGCGAGUCAGUAACAUGAUAGCCAAGCUUGCCAAAACCUGGACUCUGCGUAUCAGCCCGGAUAAGUUGAACUUCGUCCUCUCUGACAAGGUGGCCAAUGGAGGGGUGAGCAUGUGGUGUGAGCUGGAGCAGGAGAACUUCUUCAGCGAAUUUCAAAUGGAAGGUGUCUCCACAGAAAACAAUGCGAUUUAUUUAGAGCUAACAUCGGAAAAUUUAUCUCGAGCCUUGAAAACUGCCCAGAAUGCCCGAACCUUGAAAAUCAAGCUGACUAAUAAACACUUUCCCUGCCUCACAGUUUCUAUAGAGCUGGUGAGUACGACGGGAGCGUUUCUGAAACUUCCCAGAGGAUUCAAAAGUAGUUACAAGCCUAGGCUUUCUAACAGUAUGUGGAAAGCUAAUUGGUUUUAUUAAAGUGAAA
Physeter macrocephalus (sperm whale) is the source of this 1294-nucleotide messenger RNA. It is a transcript of the gene HUS1, whose product is annotated as HUS1 checkpoint clamp component. Gene Ontology annotation, biological process: mitotic DNA replication checkpoint signaling; double-strand break repair via homologous recombination; nucleotide-excision repair. Gene Ontology annotation, cellular component: checkpoint clamp complex; nucleolus; site of double-strand break. Bases 829 to 1287 code for a protein of 152 amino acids. The transcript has a single exon. The record is from RefSeq and is a predicted model, not a curated record. NCBI's taxonomy places the organism in Eukaryota, Metazoa, Chordata, Mammalia, Artiodactyla, Physeteridae.